Strongylus vulgaris is the source of this 638-nucleotide messenger RNA. Lineage: Eukaryota; Metazoa; Nematoda; Chromadorea; Rhabditida; Strongylidae. The record is from the annotation of a GenBank genome assembly.
AUGCACUCUCAGUUAAUAUCACUAUUCAUUAAGGAAGAGUCGCGAAACGAAGCAAAUGCACUUGUUGCAUCUACUCAACAGAAGAUUGCGAAUGCGCUUGCUGCGGUAGAAGUUCUGCAAGUUGAGAAAGAGAGAUUGGAGAAGGAACUAGACGAGACACGUGAGAAAGUUGGAGAAAAGCCAGUUACUUCUAUUGUCCAACUUCGCAACAGAGUGAAGGAACUCGAGUUUGAUCUAUCACGUGAGCAGCGCUCAUCUAAUGCUUUACAAAUGGCUUUGGAUUUCCAAAAAACCAGGAAUGAGCAGUUACAGAAGGAGAUUGAUGAAUCAAACAACGCAAAGAAGCUCGCAGUGUCAUCUCUUUCAUCCAAAAUUAAAGACAGUAUGAGGGAGACAGCGGAGCUUCGUGUCAAAUGUCAAUCUUUGUUGGAUGACCGCGAACGCGUUGAAUCUGAAUUGGGUUCCGAAUUGCAACUUGUGAAUCAGCGGUGUACGCACUUGAGAACACACUGCGAUCGACUGUCAAACGAAUUGACAAAGCUACGGAAGGAAUGUAAAGUAGCAGAAUGUCGCUUGUCUACAUUAAUUGAAGAGAAUGCUGUACUUAGAAGAAAAGUGAGUUUAGUCAUUAUUUGAAC